AUGAAGAAGAAGCAGCAGCACGGCGGCGGGGAAUGCCCGGCGCCCCGGCCCCCCGCGGCAGCGGCGGCGGGAGGGGGCCCGGGCCAGGGCGGGGGCUUGCUGAGGCGGCGGCCCCUCUCGCUGCUGCCCUUCCUCUCGCUGCGCGACUACGUCUUCUGCAUGACCACCCUGCUGCUUUUCUGCUUGGGCUCCCUCUUCUACCAGCUCAACGGGGGGCCCCCGCACUUUCUGCUGGCCCUCCGGCACUGUCUGGGAAAUUCCACUUACCUGGAUGACCACGGACCACCACCCCAAAAGGUACUUCCUUUCCCCAGUCAAGUGGUCUACAACAGAGUUGGAAAGUGUGGGAGUCGAACUGUGGUUUUGCUUUUAAGAAUUUUAUCAGAGAAACAUGGAUUUAACCUGGUUACAUCUGAUAUCCAUAACAAAACAAGACUGACCAAAAAUGAACAGAUGGAAUUGAUUAGAAACAUAAGCACUGCUGAGCAGCCCUAUUUAUUCACUAGACAUGUUCAUUUCCUCAACUUUUCAAGGUUUGGAGGAGACCAGCCUGUGUACAUCAAUAUUAUUAGAGAUCCUGUCAACCGAUUCCUAUCCAAUUAUUUUUUUCGACGUUUUGGAGACUGGCGAGGUGAACAGAAUCACAUGAUCCGUACCCCCAACAUGAGGCAGGAGGAAAGAUACCUGGACAUUAAUGUAUGUAUCCUUGAAAACUACCCUGAAUGUUCUAAUCCCAGGUUAUUUUACAUCAUACCGUAUUUCUGUGGACAGCAUCCAAGAUGCAGGGAGCCUGGUGAAUGGGCCCUUGAAAGAGCAAAGCUGAAUGUUAAUGAAAAUUUUCUGCUUGUGGGCAUUCUGGAGGAGUUGGAGGAUGUGCUGCUUUUAUUGGAAAGAUUCUUACCUCAUUAUUUCAAGGAUGUGCUUAGCAUCUACAAAAAUCCAGAACAUAGGAAACUUGGCAAUCUGACUGUGACAGUAAAAAAGACCGUCCCCUCUCCAGAGGCAAUACAGGUCCUCUACCAACGCAUGAGAUAUGAAUAUGAGUUUUAUUACUAUGUCAAAGAACAAUUCCACCUGCUAAAACGCAAGUUUGGACUGAAGUCUCAUAUCAGAAAACCAAGUCCCAGACCUGAGUUCUUCAUUCCUUCUCCCCUGGAAACAGAGGAACCUAUAAAUGAUGAGGAAGAAGAUGAUGAAAAGUGGCUAGAGGAUAUCUAUAAAAGGUGA
Messenger RNA from Cinclus cinclus, 1227 nucleotides. It is a transcript of the gene UST, whose product is annotated as uronyl 2-sulfotransferase. Gene Ontology annotation, cellular component: membrane. The coding region runs from base 1 to 1227 and encodes 408 amino acids. Gene Ontology annotation, molecular function: sulfotransferase activity. The record is from RefSeq and is a predicted model, not a curated record. The transcript is spliced from 8 exons. NCBI's taxonomy places the organism in Eukaryota, Metazoa, Chordata, Aves, Passeriformes, Cinclidae.